Poecile atricapillus (Black-capped chickadee) is the source of this 6156-nucleotide messenger RNA. RefSeq names its product protein kinase C epsilon (gene PRKCE). Lineage: Eukaryota; Metazoa; Chordata; Aves; Passeriformes; Paridae. Gene Ontology annotation, biological process: protein phosphorylation. The record is from RefSeq and is a predicted model, not a curated record. Gene Ontology annotation, molecular function: ATP binding; diacylglycerol-dependent serine/threonine kinase activity. The transcript is spliced from 15 exons. Bases 794 to 3025 code for a protein of 743 amino acids.
AGGCGGGCGGGGGGCGGCCGGCGGGAGGCGGGAGGGAGGCGGUGGCGGCUCUGCCCAUCGUCAGGGCGGCGGCCGCCCAGCCGGAGCCCGCCGAGACCCGCGCGGGCCGCUCCGCUGCCGGCGCCCCCCAUGCGCGGGGGUCGCUCCGCUGGGUCCUCGGCCUUGGCGGCGGUGGAGCAGGAGGCGGCGGCGGCGGCGCAGGACGGGCGGCUGCGGGCGGCGGCGCGGAUGGAAGGUCCCCGGGUGGAUGUUUGCUGAGCAGGCAGGCUGAGUAGGCAGGGCUGGCGGGUCGGCCGGUGUUUCUGAUCCGUGUGUGUGAGUGUGUGCGUGUGCGUGUGUGUGUGUAUGCGUGUGCAUUGUUGUGAGGCGCACGGGCAGGACUGGCGUGUGCGGGAGCCCGGGAUCUCUGCUUCUUCUGCAAGGACUGAUCCAAGAUUAUGGUCAGGGUGAAGAGAGAAGGCUCUUGCUUACCCCCCGGAUUGAUUAUGCGCGGGUGUUGAUUGCAUUCGGGGUUCCUGCAGCCGCGGCCGCCUUCCCCUCUCCGGCGGCCCCCCUCCCUUGUUUUCCGUUAGAAACACGGGCAAGAAAAUAAAUGUAUUCACUGGGUGUCGCAAGAGCAAAGGCUAAAUAAUCGAAGGUAACAGCAGCAGCCAGGCGAAGAGACCCGCACCGUACCCUGCUCACCCGUUCCCAGACCUGCCCUCCUAUUUAUUGGCGAGACCUCCCUCCCUCCCUCUCGGUGCGAGUGCGUUGAGCGACUGUUUGAUCCCGGGAAAAGUGCAGCUAUCCAGCCAUGGUGGUUUUCAAUGGCUUACUGAAAAUCAAGAUCUGCGAGGCGGUGAAUCUAAAGCCCACGGCAUGGUCUCUGAGGCAUGCGGUGGGUCCCAGGCCACAGACCUUUUUGCUGGACCCUUACAUCGCCCUCAACGUGGACGACUCCAGGAUCGGGCAGACCUCGACCAAGCAAAAGACCAACAGUCCUGCUUGGAACGAUGAAUUUGUCACCGACGUUUGUAAUGGCAGGAAGAUAGAGAUGGCUGUUUUCCAUGAUGCCCCCAUCGGGUACGACGAUUUUGUGGCUAACUGCACUAUACAGUUUGAGGACUUGCUGCAGAACGGGAGCCGGCACUUCGAGGACUGGAUCGACUUGGAGCCAGAAGGGAGAGUGUAUGUCAUCAUAGACCUUUCAGGAUCAUCAGGUGAAGCACCCAAGGACAAUGAAGAGCGUGUGUUCCGGGAACGGAUGCGCCCCAGGAAGCGUCAGGGUGCCGUGCGGCGCAGGGUGCAUCAGGUUAAUGGACACAAGUUUAUGGCCACCUACCUUAGACAACCAACAUAUUGCUCUCACUGCAGAGACUUUAUAUGGGGUGUAAUAGGAAAACAGGGAUACCAAUGUCAAGUUUGUACUUGUGUAGUUCACAAGCGAUGUCAUGAACUUAUAAUAACGAAGUGUGCUGGCUUAAAAAAACAGGAAACUCACGAUGAGCAAGUGGGAUCCCAGCGUUUCAGUGUCAACAUGCCUCACAAGUUCAGUAUUCACAAUUACAAAGUGCCCACCUUCUGUGACCACUGUGGUUCAUUGCUCUGGGGUCUUUUGAGACAAGGUUUACAAUGCAAAGUUUGCAAGAUGAAUGUACAUCGACGCUGUGAAACAAAUGUGGCACCAAACUGUGGAGUGGAUGCUAGAGGCAUAGCUAAAGUUCUUGCAGAUCUUGGAGUCACUCCAGAUAAGAUCACUAAUAGUGGGCAGAGGAGGAAAAAGCUAAUUGCAGGUGCAGAGACUCAACCACCAGUUCCGGGAUGUGCAUCAUCAGAAGAAGAUAGGUCAAAAUCAGCACCAACAUCUCCAUGUGAUCAAGAAAUCAAAGAGCUGGAAAACAACAUUAGGAAAGCAUUAUCUUUUGACAAUCGGGGAGAGGAACACAGAGCAACAGCUACAACGUCAACAGACAACCAGCUUAACAAACCUGGGGAGAAUGGUGAAAAUGGGGAGGUCAAACAGGCCCAGAGCAAGCGAAUAGGUCUUGAAGAGUUCAACUUCAUCAAAGUAUUAGGAAAAGGCAGCUUUGGCAAGGUAAUGUUAGCUGAGCUAAAAGGAAAAGAUGAAGUUUAUGCAGUGAAAGUCUUGAAGAAAGAUGUCAUACUUCAAGAUGAUGAUGUAGACUGUACAAUGACAGAAAAGAGAAUUCUGGCAUUAGCACGGAAACAUCCAUAUUUAACACAACUUUACUGCUGCUUCCAGACAAAGGACCGCCUCUUUUUCGUCAUGGAAUAUGUAAAUGGAGGAGACCUAAUGUUUCAAAUCCAACGCUCACGCAAAUUUGACGAACCUCGAUCCCGCUUCUAUGCUGCAGAGGUCACAUCAGCACUCAUGUUUCUUCACCAACAUGGCGUCAUCUACAGGGACCUGAAACUGGACAAUAUUCUUCUGGAUGCAGAAGGCCACUGUAAACUGGCUGACUUCGGGAUGUGCAAAGAAGGGAUUCUGAAUGGAGUGACCACCACGACGUUUUGUGGCACACCUGACUAUAUAGCUCCAGAGAUCCUCCAGGAGCUAGAAUACGGUCCAUCUGUGGACUGGUGGGCUCUGGGUGUUCUCAUGUAUGAAAUGAUGGCUGGACAACCCCCCUUUGAAGCUGACAAUGAAGAUGAUCUCUUUGAAUCCAUUCUUCAUGAUGAUGUAUUGUAUCCAGUCUGGCUCAGUAAAGAAGCUGUCAGCAUUUUAAAAGCAUUCAUGACAAAAAAUCCCAACAAACGACUUGGCUGUGUGGCAUCACAAAACGGGGAAGAUGCAAUUAAGCAGCAUCCAUUUUUCAAGGAAAUUGACUGGGUUCUUCUAGAACAAAGGAAAAUCAAGCCACCCUUCAAACCUCGGAUUAAAACCAAAAGGGAUGUAAAUAACUUUGAUCAAGACUUUACACGAGAAGAACCAGUAUUAACACUAGUGGAUGAGACAAUUAUAAAACAAAUCAAUCAAGAAGAAUUUAAAGGGUUCUCUUAUUUUGGAGAAGAGCUACUGCCAUAGACAACGUUAGGCUGAUGGAUGAAUGAUGCUACAAGAAGGGAUUCUGAAGAGAUCAUCAAAUUACUGAUUCUCAGUAGAUGGAGAACUACUUCUUUUACCCUGAGCCCGUAUCCCAAGUUAAAGUAUAUAUUUAUUGUAUUUUUUCUUUAAUUUUCUGACCUGAAAGCACUCUUAAUUUCUGUCUCACAAAGCAAUGCAAAAUAAUUUUGUAUCAGAAAUUGUGGAUGUAACACACUGCCAUAUAUUUGCAACUUUUCUUUUAUUCCUAAGAAUAGGAAUUUCCAGAGGACAAAAUUGCAUCUUUUCCAUAAAAAAUGAAUCUAUGCUAUUGAAAGCAAUUUAGCAGAUCACAUUCUGUAAUCAUCAUAUAUAAUUAAGCUAAGAAGGUGAGAACUGUUUCUUCUGUAGUGGUAGUUAUGGUGAGAUCUGUACUCAGAUGCCCUUUGUAAAGCAAAGUCUGCCUUCAUGGAGGUGUAAUCCUCAAUUAUUAAUUUAUUGUGGAGAGGUACAAACUAUGAAGUUGUCGUCAGACAACUUUCUUCCAGAAAAAGAAGCACAUCAAUUAAAGCUUUCAGUGAAUUUCCUCGUACAAUAUACAGGAAACUCUUAGGAAUAAGAGACAAAAAGCUAACUGAAAUUUUAUUUAAAGCAAGAAACAGAUGCUACAUGGAUAGAUAUUAAAGGGCUAAAGAAUAAAAAGCCUACAGUAUUUUAAUUCAGCUAUAUAUAACCAUUUUACUACUUUUUAGACAAUUUGCUGUACUAUCCAUGUUACCAAAUUAAAUAACCUUUUAAAUGAACCAAUAAUGUGAUGGCAAGCUUGCAAAUGUUUACAGUUAAUUUUACAUAAAAAAUUAAUUAUAAACAUUAUAAAUUUGCAUUUUCCAUAGUAGCUAAGUUGGUAAAUAAUUUCUUAUUUAUAUUUAUUUUCUCAGCAGUGUGUUGCUUUUGCACACUUUUACAAAACCAUAAUACUACUGUGUAUGUUGGGUUUUAUGUUUAAAGUCUAAAGAGAAAUCUGCUUUUAGAAGACACAAAAUAAGGCUACACGUGCAUUAUGUGGAGAUGUGUUAAAAAACUGAAGAUCAAACAUUCACAAACUGACAUUAUUAAAAGUUGUAAAUUGAUAUUUUUUUGUGUAUGAAUUGAAAUGGUAACUCAUGUGGACAAUAUUACUAAUGUGAAGUUACCUCCUGUAGAUACGCUAACAGUGUUAUGUACUUAUAUUUCCAGGGAUACCCUGUGAUUUGGUUUUGGUUUUGAUUUUUUUUAAUUUUUUUUUUUUAAUAUUUUUGUUUGUUUGUUUGGGUUUUGUUUUGGUUUGAUUUGGUUUGGUUUUUUGUGUGUGUGUAUAUGUAUCACUGAGGUAAUUUUAUUAUAUAUUUUACUGGACUGAGUGAGCGGUCAUUGGAAUCCAUUUUAAUUGUUGCACAUGGAUUUCCAGCUGCACAAAAAUACAUAUACUUGUGAUUGGCAAAGUGGCACUAAAGAAGCUUUUUUGCCUUUUGUACAGGUGAGAUUUUGUAUAUAGUGUUUGCUGCAAGGCCUGUGGAAUUCAUUGAAUAUAGAGGUAUCAACUGCUGCAUGUUCAGGCAUACUAUUAAAAUGUUAGUCUAUGAAAGAAUAAUUAUAAUAAUGUCCAUGUGCAAUACUCUUGUAUGUGUAUUGGUUCAAGUUACUGACAGAAAGAUGAGGUUUUUGUUAUAAAAGAUGUAGACAUAUAUUAAGCUAUACUAAAUCUCUUGUAUAGUUCUCUUCAACUCUAUUAUGACAUGAUAGAGCUCAGAAAGAGAAAGGAAUGUUACAAAUUGUGGUGGACAAAGUGUGAAUCAUUGGCUUUAAGAGAUAAUCUCAGUGUCAAGCAGAUGAGUUAGUUUGUGUCAGUUUUGUGUCUGGCUGCUCAUAGCCUGUUUUUGAUGACACCAUUCAGUUCCAUUUUGUUUUGUUUUUAAAACUCAGGUGUAAUUAUUAUAUAUAUUCUUAUGAUUAUUUCAAAAUAUUAAAUAUUAUGAUAUAUCAAUUAAUGUGUUGUCUGGCCUACAAGUGUAAUAAGGAUCAAGCCUUUAGUUUAAUUUAAUUUAUCUUCAGUAAUCUUUUGUACUGGGAAAAGACUAGCUUCUGGAGCUGAGUACCAGCACAGAAACAUCUUAAUGAUUGCAUCAUCUCAAUGUUUAAAUUUCUUUCUCUCUUAGAAAUAUAUUGUAGAGCUGCCCAUCAAUUUGUGUCUCGCCACUGGCUCUGUUUAUUUCUCAUCACGGUUAGCUUUUGACGUCCAGGCAAGAACUGAUCAUAAUGCUAAGGUGUUCUUUUCCAUGGGUGAGUAGACUGCUAGGAAGGCAAGUUAUGGGAUCGUGCACUACUGUUUGUCCAACAAGAGGCCUUUACACAGAGCUCUGAGCAUUUAUUUUGAAGGAAUAAAAGUAUCCCAUAAAGCUAUUGUGCGCAAGCUAUGUAGUCUGUAUUUCCCUUUAUAACAUGAAGAUAAUUAGCAAAUGUUCGUAUGUCAAGGGGCCUCAGCGCCUGCAGUGUUGGGUAGGAUGCUAAGAGAAAAGUGAAGGAGAUAGAAACUAUUGCAUGGGCAGAUAUUUCUUCAGUAUAAGUAGUUACAUCCUCUGCCUUGGGUUUACAUCAGAAGGUCUGUCUGUUACCUUGAACAUUUUUUAAAGGUAACUCUUAAAAAAGGACAUUAUGUUUCUGCUUGUUCUGUAGAACCUUUUCUGUUCCUUCUUUGUAAAAUGAGUGCAAAAUGCCAAAAAUAUUAUUAAUAAUAAUAAUUAUAAAGAAUACAUUGUUUCUUGGUUUUCCUCCCAUUUAAAAAUGGAAAUACAUUUUUCUCCAUAGGGUGAAAAAUAAUUCUCUCCAAAAAGGUUUAAAAAUUACCUCUUUUUAAAUUAUGUGCAGAAUAGUUCUAGCUAAAUAUAAAAUGCAUUCACUUGGGGGGUAGUUUUUUUUUUUUAUUGUGAGGAUUUAUUUGUACAGAAUUUUUUUCUUAUGGAUGUAAUUUGAAUCUCUUGCCACUCAUUAGUGUUAUUUCAUCAUAAACAUUAUUACUGUGCCAAAUGUACUGUAUUCAAAAGGAUGUGAAUGUGUAUUGUUUUGGAACCUAAUAAAUACAAUGAUGUUAAAUCUUA